CUUGGCGCGCCUUUCAUUCGGUUGCUUAGCAACCGGCGUACACCUGCCAUGGAGCCGAAGGGGGAGCAGGAGGCGAAAGACGCAAAAGGUACCCCCAUUUCCCGCCUUCAGCCAUUGCCCAGACUUGCCACCACGGGGUUCCCCUCGAAACUACCCCUUGCUCUCAGUAACGUUGGCAACACUCCGCUAGUAUGGCACACUUUAAAGAAACAGUCGGGAAAAUACUUUUAUAGGGCGAAACUGAAGCGUCACGAAGUCUUCCGCGAGCUUUCGGGGUCACCAGGGUUCUUCAAGCUGGGCGCCAAAGGGAGUGGGGCGCUCGGGGGGGGGGUACCAGACUGCAAUUUCAACAUGCCCCUCUUUCCCCCCACGUUUUUGCAAAGCAUCAUUCAGGUUGAAGAAGUGUUCUGGUGAAUUUACAGAAAAGCUUGCUCACGCCGCUUUCUGGUUUCAAUCCAUUAUUGCCAGCAGCUGUUAGCUUUCGAAUUUCCUCUAAUGUAGAAACGCUGCUGCUUGAAGCAGUUCUGUUCUUGUUUUAGAAAACUUUCAAAUAUUCUUCCCCUCUACAGGCUGUAAGGUAAGAAAACGCAGUAGUCUAGGACAGAAGGAGAAACCAGGAUAGGUGUCUCCAAUAACAUACAUUUUAUUUUAUUUUAAAUUUUAUUUAUGCUUUUCAGGUUUACACAUUUCACUAAUUUUACAAUCAUUUUAACAUUUCAAAACUUGACUUCCUUCCCCCUCUUUCUGUUGUUCCUUAUUUAUUUUUAAUAUCUUCUGCAUAUCCAAAUUAACUUAAUUUGCUUAUUUAUUCAUCUGCUUUAAAUAUAUACUCUUAUAAAACUGCAAUAACAUAAAAACUGCUGCGACAGAUGAAGCAAGCAUGGCAUGAUUCUGCCAACUUGCAUGAGAAAUUUACAUUUCAGUUUGCCCCAGUACUUCCAAUUGGAAGAUCCACCAUACUUUAUGAUUUUGCUUUGCAGGCCAGAAUGAACAUUCAGAAGAAGGAAAGGGGUCACCUUCAGAGGAACAAAAGGAAAAAGCAAAGAAGGUAGCUGAUGGUAAGUAUUGCUUGCACAUUCAAAUUAUGAUAGAUAAGAAUGUGUAGUGAUUUCUGUGUUUGGGAGAGAAACAUUUCCAGGGGGUUGUUCUGGAAUUUUACUGUUCAAUGUUUAGGUGUCAAAGGACAAAAAUCAAUAGUUUAAAUCUGUCCUUAUAUUGUAUACUUAUUUAGAAUCAGCCCUCAAGCCCCCUGAGGGCCCCAAAAUUUAACCAAUAAACAAAUAAAAAGUAUAUUACAAAACACAUUGUAUCAUACAACAUAUAUCUUUUUACGGUGAGAAAUAAAGUACAGUGGUACCUUGGGUUAAGUACUUAAUUUGUUCUGGAGGUCCGUUCGUAACCUGAAACUGUUCUUAACCUGAAGCACCACUUUAGCUAAUGGGGCCUCACGCUGCCUCCGCACUGCCGAAGCACGAUUUCUGUUCUCAUCCUGAAGCAAAGUUCUUAACCCGAGGUAAUAUUUCUGGGUUAGCAGAGUCUGUAACCUGAAGCGUAUGUAACCUGAGGUACCACUGUAUGCUAUAACCGGUUUUACGUCUCUUCCCUCUCUCAUGCUUUUUAAUAUAUGGUGCUUUUACAGUUUAUAAGGAUCUGGAUUUUCCUGUGUUUUAUUGCACCAGUAUAAUAAAGGGGCUACAUCUUUCAAUAAAUUGGUUAUCUGAUUGUCUUUCUUCUCUUAUACUGAUGUUUGCCGAUACAGUGGUACCUCGGGUUACAUACGCUUCAGGUUACAUACACUUCAGGUUACAGACUCCGCUAACCCAGAAAUAGUUCUUUGGGUUAAGUACUUUGCUUCAGGAUGAGAACAGAAAUUGCGCGGCAGCAGUGGGAGACCCCAUUAGCUAAAGUGGUGCUUCAGGUUAAGAACAGUUUCAGGUUAAGAACGGACCUCCGGAACGUAUUAAGUACUUAACCAGAGGUACCACUGUAUCACCAUUUUGACCACUUCCCAUACUCUUCUAAUCCAGCCAUCACGAACACAUGAACAUCAUAAGAACAUUAGAAUAGCCUGCUGGAUUGGGCCAAUGGCCCAUCUGGUUCAGCAUCCUGUUUUCACAGUGGCCAACCAGAUGCCUGUGGGGAACCAGGGAGCAGAACAUGAGCACACCAGCACUCUCCUCUCCUGUGGUUUCCAGCAACUAGUACUCAGAAGCAUUGCUGCCUCCAAUUGUGGUGGCAGAGCAUUAUCAUGGCUUGUAGCCCUUAAUAGCUCUCUCCUUCCAUGAAUUCGUCCAGUCCUCUUUUAAAACUAUCCAAGUUGGUGUCCUUCACUGCCUCCUGGGGGAGUGAUUUGACAAUGCGCUGCUUGAAGUACUUUCUUUUAUCUGUCCUAAAUCUUCCAACAUCCAGCUUCACUGGAUGUCACCGAGUUCUAGUGUUAUGAGAGAGGGAGAAAAGCUUUUCUCUCUUCACUUUCUCCAUGCCAUGCAUACUUUUCUAAACCCUUUACAACUCUUCAAUAUCCUUUUUGGCAUGAGGCAACCAGAACUGUACAUGGUACUCAUUGUGUACAGAUGUGGUUGCACCAUCAAUAUCAGGUUUCCUCAACCUCGGCCCUCCAGAUGUUUUGAGACUACAAUUCCCAUCAUCCCUGACCACUGGUCCUGCUAGCUAGGGAUCAUGGGAGUUGUAGGCCAAAAACAUCUGGAGGGCCAAGUUUGAGGAAGCCUGCCCAAUAUGUAUGGCAGCAUUCAUGAUAUUGGUAGUUUCAUUUUCAAUUCCUUUCCUAAUGACCCCUAGCAUGGAAUUUGCCUUCUUUAUGGCACACUGGGUUGACAUCUUCAUUGAGGUAUCUAAUAUGACCGUAAGGUCUUGCUCCUGGUCUGUCCCCUCCAAUUCAGACCCUAUGAGGUUGUAUGUGAAAUUAAGAUCUUUUUGCUCCAACAUGUAUCUAGUAUAGGAGCAUCAGUUUCCCUCCAGUUGUAACUAAGGCUAUGCAUACACCAUACAUUUAAAACCACAACUUUCCCCAAAAAAUCCUGGGAACUUUAGUUUUAUUCUGCGCUACAAUUCCUAGCACCCUUAACAAACUACCAUUGCCUUGAUUAUUUGGUGGAGCUCAUGUGCUUUAAACAUAUGGUGUGCAUGCAACCUAAACUUCAGUUAAGAGGUACAUUCCCCCCAUCAUUUUUCCAUCUUCUGAAAGGACAAUAUCUUUUAUGUAUCUUAAAAGUGGAUUUACUGCUAAGGCAUAGCCUGUUAUACUCUCAUCUUCCAUUAAUACUGCUGUCCAGAAAUAUCUUCUUAUUGGGCGUGACCAGAAUCUAUGCAGUAUGUUAAUUAUCUAUUCAUUUAUCUAAUUUAAAAUGAUACUUUUCUUCUUUUAGGAACUUCCUCCAAAAAGCAGUUUAUAUUCUCCAGGUCCUAAACCUAGCAGCUGCUUGAGUAUAGCAGCUCAGCUGGUAGAGCAUUUGGUUUCACAGUGUGGCACAUUUUAUGGGCAGCCCCUGUUGGGAGUUUGUUUUGUCACUGCUUUAGCACUUACCUGCGUUAGCAUUCACUGUAUCUUAUAAUGUAACCUUCUGCUCCAUGAUACAGAUGGCUCUUCUGAUAUCAGUUAAUUAUUUGAUUUUAGGGAAACAGGGAAAACAUUAUAGCAUAUGUAUUUAAAUAAAGUAGAGUGGAAAGUAACAUAAUUUUCUGUGUGCAGAAAAGACCCCAUCUCCUGCAAUUCAGGAAGAAGAAAAGCUAUUUGAAGAUGAAGAAGGUAGUGAAGGCUAUGGCGAUGAAGGCAAGUAUUGCUAGCAAUCUUUGGGUUUGACAGAGCAUUCCUACUGCCUCCAUGUUGAUGGAUGGGGUAGGAUUAGGAUGGCGCCUAGUUGCCUUCUCACCAGCCUCCACUGGCAAAGAGAAGUGUUGAUGGUGAUGAUAGGUUUUUCCAUGGAGUCCCAAGGUUUUCCCUAGCAAGUGGAAGGCUGCUGGUGCCAGUGCUCCCACUGGUGGGAGCCAUUGGUGAGUCUGAAAUAGGGCAUUUUGGUUUUUGGGCAGGAGGCUGAUGGCCUUAGAUUCACUGAGUCCACAGCUCUGAGGACCCUGAUCCAUGAGCUCCUCAGUUGUGUCAGCCCGUAGUUAGCACAGCUGAAAGAAAGAAAGAAAGAGAGAGAGAGAGAGAGAAAGAAAGAAAGAAAGAAAGAAAGAAAAUGAAAAAUUGACACACUCCCCAUGCCUUCCACUCUGGCCAGUGUGAGUGAUCAGAUGCAGCGGUGAUCAGAUUAAAUAUAGAACUAACUUUUGGGAUUUGGGCAGGAUGGAAUUCUUGGUUGCAAGAUAUUGCUUACAGGACAGCUCAACCUCUGUGUUUAAAAACUGACUACAAUGGCUAUGCUAGCUCUGAGUUUGUUUGUUUGUUUAUUUAUUUAUUUAAUCUCCUGUCCUUCAGCCCAAAGGUGACAAUCGUCACUUUAUAAUUGGCCACAAAUGCUACCAUCUUGUCUGUCUGAAAAUUAUAUGCCUUUCUUCUUAUUUUCAGCCUUUGUAGACUGAAAAGUGGUGUGUGUGUGCAUGUAUAAAAUUAUUGUUGAUGUUUUUGAAAUCCAGAAGAGGAAGAGGAAGUGGAGCCAAUACAUCUUGAAAAGCCUCCAGAACCGGUGAAGAAGAAGAAAGUAAAGGUAGAGAAGAAAAUCUCUGAAAACUUCUACUAUAACUAUGAGGAGUUGUGUGCACUCCCAUUUGUGACUCCAGAUUCUGGCAUUCCGCUUGACAUGCUCAGUCUCAUGUAUCCACUUUUGCUAAUAAAUUAAUAAAUGGUAGGAUUUUGAUUAUUUGGGAUAUGAAGGGAGAAAUACAAGCUGCAGAGGAAUUCCUGGGCUAGCCAAUGCAAAAAACCCCGACCUGGCCAGGCUACAGUCAUUAAGAAACAAUUGAGAGUCAUUGGCAAUGCAAGAGAACCGUCCUUUCCCCCUGCCCUGAGGUGUGAACAGAGACUGGGGAUUUGAAAGGUUGCCAGGUUAACUGGGUGUGAGGUGACAGGAAAAGACUGUUUUUAGCAAGGUGUGCUAGGAAGAGAGAGAAAAAAAGACAGAUCCAUCUUGACUGACUGAAGGCAGGCUGAUAGAGAGGCCUCUGUCUCCAUCAUUGCACUGCUGGGGGGCGGGGGGCAGGAACAAGACCCUCUUCAGACCACUAUGCUGUAAGAUCUGGGCUACCUCUAUUUAAACUCAGGUGUAAAUAUGAGAAUAAAUCAUAUUUCUUAACGCUAUGACAGCCUCCACUAUGUCUUCAGUUUUCCAAAGGAGCACAGACCCUGGUUGAGGGCCAAGACCUCUGGAAUCCCGUGCAUGGCUUGGCAGGGAUUGGAGUGGCCUGUAACAAUAUAAUAAGGCCAUACUAGUGAGAAAUUUUACAUCCUCCCCAGUAUUUCCCAACAGAUUGGCAAAAUAACAGGGCCUGCACUAUUGCUGUGGUUUGUUCUCUCAGUUAUGUAAGGGAUCUUUUGCCUUUUGCCUUUCCUUUAAUAGAAAACAUUUAGAAAUUGCACAGUACUUGAGGGCCGCAGGGACCUACAUUGGCAAUAUGGUUAAGCCUGAAAUUUUUUAAAGGAUGGGUGGGCUACAUUUUUUCUAGAGAUUCAGCUCUUUUCUCUCAUUUAUAUAAAAAGCCCCUAUUGUGUUCCCAAUACAAUUACAAUACAGUGCAUUGCACUUUUCAGGAGACCUCUGGAUUUUUAUUGGUGGUAGUGUUAUUACAUGGUCAAAAUAAACCCCGUGAUGGCAUCACUUUUCCUUAGUGAGUGUUCUUCAGUCACUCUUUUGGCUAUGACUGCACUAGACGGGCAAACAUUCAGAUAUUGGAUAGUUACACUCUCCUCUACAUAGCUGGCAACCAACUCGUACUGCUGAAUUUGCUAAUGAAAUCUCAGAAAUAUCUCCGAAGCACAUGCGGUGGAGGGAUUGGAGUAAUCACGGUAUGGCAUUUUUGUUUUAUCUUGUAAAGUAUUUUGCUUGAGAUCUUCCUUGGUAGCAAAAUAAACAGGGCUCUUGGAUUAUGAGAAUCUCUCUUUCAAUCUGAGAAAUAUUUUGGCUGCUUCUUCACACAUUAGGUGGUGCGUUUAGCUAUUGCCGUUAUCUAAGACUUGAGUUAAUUUUGUACUGUGUGAGAUAAAUAUAUAUUUUAUAAUAGCAAUACUUACUAGGGUGUCCUAUUGAUAUUCAUUCAUUUAGGCUGGUUUCAAAUGUUAUGCAGGCAGUAACAAGGUAUCUUGGAUUAAAGAAAAGCUCUAACAAAGUGGACACUGUUUUCCCAAGCUAUUGCACCUCUCUCUGUGUCCUUAGACUUGGAAAGACUUGCAGUCUUGGUGGAACACAGUAUGGGGGGUUGAGGAUAUGCUGCCAUUUUCCAGAGGGGUAGCUGCAACCAUAUUUGUUUCAGGCAGUGCCUCCAGAUGAUGGUGAACUACAACUGCCAUCAGCCUCAGCUAACAUGGCCAGUGGUGAAAGAUGGAAGUUGUAGUCAAACAGUAUCUGGAGGCCACUGCAUUGGCUGUACUGGACUGAAAUGUAGGAUAGAAGUCAAAUGAACUAAACUAGCAAAUCAUUACUUUACUGGAUAAAUGCAGAGUGAAAAAGGUCUUUGCUUCUACUAGGUACAUCCUAAUAAAACCUACUUUGCAGUAGGAGAAAAAGGAUGGAAGCCAAACAUGAUUAUCUAUGAAUACCCUUCCUUAAGGCCAUACAGAGUAUUACGAGGUAUGUUAAAACAUAAGCCGUCUCACAAUUUCAGAUUCAUGCAGAAGAAUUAAUGGUCACAGAAAUAGAAGCAAUUUUCUGUUUGAUAUUUCUUGUUUGACUACACGGAGAUUUGUAAGUAGUCAUUCUCUUUCUUUUAAAUAUCUGCAAGUGAUUAAGAAGAAUUGGCAUUAUUAUUUUCAGAGUCAUAUGCCAUGUUCCCUUUUUCUGUGUUCAUGUUCGAGAAAAAGCAAUGGAUGCAUGGCUAAAUGGCCAAGUAUUGAAAGAAGGAUGAUAAAGGAAUUCUAUUCUUCAUUACUGGUUUAUUUUUUAUUAGGUGGCUAUCACUCUGGAACCUAAAUGCAGUUCAAUAGCUUUUGAGUUGAGUUUUUUUAUUAAAAAAAAAUAAAGCUGACAAAUCAGUUCAGUGGUAUCUCUUACAUUUGAUGUGAUUUCAGUAUCCUGGCAAUGUGAAAUUACCGUAUUUUUUGCAUCAUAACACUCACUUUUUUCCUCCUAGAAAGUAAGGGGAAAUGUCUGUGCGUGUUAUGGAGCGAAUGCCUGUGGGUGGCGGGGGGGGAUCUGCUGCAGUCGUGAGCAGAGGAUCCAUGGUUCCCCUUCCUUCCCUCCUCCGUGGUUACAAAGCAUGGAUCCACAUGGAUCCUCAGGAUUUUGCAUUGAGCUACUCCAAACUCACUGUCAGAUCACAUGUCUGUGGCCACAGCAUGAACCACAAAAAUCAUAUAUCCACUAUUUCGUUUAGAAUAUUUUUUUUCUUGUUUUUCUCCUCUAAAAACUACGUGCGUGUUAUGGUCUGGUGCGUGUUAUAGAGCAAAAAAUACGGUACUCAUUGUGGGGGAAAGGAAAGGCUUAUGAUGCGCACGCACGCACACACACGCACGCACACACGUAUAUACUAGUAUCUGGGACUCAGAGACAGAAUUUCUACAAGACCUGAAGGCUCAAGGAUAGAUUAUCACCUGAAGCCUUUGUUUUCUCUCUCUUCAUACAGACUGUCUUUAUUGUUCUCUAUUUUAUGGUUGCUUUGUACUGUUUAAAUGUACUUAAAAUAGAAGCAAUCUGUUUCAUACUUACUUCAAAAAAAAAUAAUUUACAAUAUGCGCUAGUUGAUUGGCUAGCACAUUGGUAUGUUCCCGUGAACAUUUAUAUUGCAUUAAGAAACCUGUUAUAUCACCUUAUUUCCAGGUGGAACUGAAGAAGCAUAUGCAUUUGCUGACUUUAAUCGUUCGGGUACUUUGAUCGCCACAGUUGGGAGCAGCCCUGACUAUAUGUUAACAGUUUGGGAUUGGAAGCAGGAAAAGAUUGUAUUGAGAUCGAAAGCAUUUUCCCAAGAUGUUUUUAGAGUGACCUUUUCUCCAGAAAAUGAAGAGCAACUCACCACAUCUGGUUCAGGUCACAUAAAGUAAGCCAGCAAGUAGCAUAGUUUUAUCUCAAGGAACUAGAAUGCCACAGAGGCAUACAUGCAUGCUGACUAAAAGGAAUAUUUCAUCGGCAAAUGCAUCACACUAGAAAGCUGUACCUACCUUAACUAUACAUGAAAUUUUAAUUAUCUGUAUUAAAACAUUCCUGUUACUCAGUGAAGACCACGUUUUAUUUAGCUGCCCCAAAACAUUGCAAGUAUGAUGUGCAUUUUAUUUAUUUAUUUUAAAAUCAAGGUAGCCUUCUGCACUGGAUUGGCAGUGUCCUAAUUUUUGUUUCAUGUUGUAAUAUAGUUAUUUAUAAUCUUCAGACAAUUGAAAUGCCGUGAAUAUCUUCUGAAAGCAGGAAAAGAAGCAGCCAUGUUGACUGGCUUCUUGUGUAAUUGGCUGCCCUUGAGCGCUGCACCCUUUUUCUGGUGCUCGAUGGUGCUGUUGCAGUGAGCUAGGAGCACUGGAAAGUGUAGUUUUGUCAGUACUCUUACACGGUGCUCCUCACGUCUGGCUUCCUGCUGUGGAAGCACUAGGUGGAGAGAAAGAGAAGCCUUACUCUUAUCCUCUUUCCCACUUCCAGAAUUGAAGCAGCAGAACAGUAGGUGAGCACGCAGCAGAUGACCACAACAUAAACUGAGCCCCCCCCCCCCGAUGUUAUGGGAAUAGUUUACCUAAUUCUGUGUCAUUAGAAGCAAAAUGGGGUGGCUGGGCAAUGGAUGGCAAUAUCACAAAUAAAAUGUGCUCUGGACAAUGUCAGAAUUAUCCUUCUCCUAACUAAAAUAAACCAAAGUGUAUAAAGAUACAUGUCCGGAUUAAAAACCACUUAAAUGCCCAGAUAAAAAAAUCCACUUAUCCAAUAAAUUACAUAUGUCAGAGUCCACCUGUACUAUAGUUAUAAGGUGCAGUCUAUCACACAGUUGAGACUUCUUAAUUUCCACCUAUUUGAAUUGAAGCUGCAUAAAUUUACAAUAGUUACAAUAAUUCCCACAGACAAAUUGGUUUGGUUCACAUAUAACUCCAAACUGGUUUAGGGUUUACAUGCAUGAGCCUGGGUGUUUGUGUGCUCCCCUUUACCCUGCUCUCUGGCAUAAGAGCAAGGAGUAGAUUGCAAGCUUUCAUGUUCCUUUUCAACUAACCAGUCGCUCAUUCCAUCUGAAUGAAGAUCAGUAGUUAGGCUUACCUGUGGUUUAGAAACAGUCCACCUUCAGACCAUUCAUUGCUUAUAAUCCUGGGUUGCGUCCCUGAAUUGUAAUUAGCACUAACCUCAGUUCAGUCGAAACAAGUAACAGCAGUGGUUAGUUGGAAACAGAAAUGAGAGCUCCUCCUUGCAUUUGUGCCGGAGGAGAAGAGGAAAGUGGGAGAGUAUGCAGUCCUAAGGACCUCCCAGACCAUGGGUAGGCAAACUAAGGCCCGGGGGCCAGAUCCGGCCCAAUCGCCUUCUAAAUUUGGCCUGUGGACGGUCCGGGAAUCAGCGUGUUUUUACAUGAAUAGGAUGUGUCGACCCCCCCCACAAGGUCUGAGGGACAGUGGACCGGCCCCCUGCUGAAAAAGUUUGCUAACCCCUGUCCCAGACUCAUCCUUAUAGCACUAAACUGUGAUUUGUAUCAAAAUGCAGCCAAUUAGUGCAUGUGAAAGGUUGAUAACAGUCUGUUUAAAGACCAAAAGAACCCCACGAAAACACUAACAGAGCUUUAAUUUUUAUAUUACCAGGUUUUGGAAGAUGGCGCUUACUUUCACUGGUCUGAAACUACAAGGAGCACUGGGUAGGUUUGGAAAAACAGCAUUGACAGACAUUGAAGGAUAUGUGGAGCUGCCAGAUGGGAAGGUGAGAAACAUUUCUAUCUUCUCAAACUUUUUUGUUUGUUCUCUAUUCACAUUUGCCCUGACACAAAUUUACAGGACAUUGCUGUGUGGAAAGGCAUAGCCUGUCCAGUGUGUGCUGCUUCUAAAAAUGAUGAGGAGCUUAUUCUGUUUUUAAUGAAGUUUUUUUAAAAAAGCAGCUGGUAAACAGUGAAUACGUUUUAAGAAUUGGCGGGAUAUGUUCCCAUAGACUGAUAUCGAUCAAUAGUUGCAGUAAUUGAGAUUUCUGAAUUGUUUUUAAAGGCACAUCCUUGUAUAAUGCAGUGCCCAUCCCUCUUAUGGUUUGUGGCAAACCACUUAGCUGUAAACAAAAUAAAUCAAAGAUAAAGAGCAUAAAGAAACACUAUUGCAGCAGUUAGAAAGCAGCAUAUGGUUGGACAUUAUCAUUGAACUUAUUGUUCCAAAACAUUGCAAAAAAAAACAAAAACCUUAAAAAAAUAAACCUGGGAUCUGUAGUUGACCCUUCACAUAGCAACAAUUCCCAGUACAGUUCCCGGGGUUCUUUGAGAGGGAAGCAUGUUUCAAAUGUAUGGUGUGCCUGCAGCCUUGGUCUUAUGAACAUGCCUCAUUUGCCAUUUUCCUAGCAAAUGUAUCUGUUGUCUGUGAAAACUUGGGAUGUAACUUACUUCAAACGUAAUGUGUCCUUCCCUGUAUCCCUUUUCAGAUAUACAUCAAUAUGACAGAAUACUAAUGCAUUUUGUUUUGUCUGCAUGAAAGGUACUUUCAGGGUCAGAAUGGGGCAACUUGUUGCUCUGGGAAGGGGGCCUCAUAAAAGUGGAACUUUGCCGGCCUGGCCGUAAAAAUUGCCACAACGGCCCAAUUAAUCAGUUAGUUCUGGAUGAGGGAGAGGUGGUCACUGUUGGAUCAGAUGGAUAUAUUAGGGUGAGUAUUUUCCUAAGUCUUUAUUUGGUGGGGGUAUGUGUUUUCUUAAUAUGUCUCUUCUUUAUACACUUAAUAUUUGAGUGUACCCAGGAUUAUUCAUGGGUUGAUGGUACUGUUUACUCUUCUGCACUUUUUAUCAAACUAUUAACAGUGGGCACUGUGAUCUGAACCACUGAGCCUCUUGGGCUUGCCGAUCGGAAGGUCAGUGGUUCGAAUCCCCACAAUGGAAUCAGAUCCCGUUACUCUGUCCCAGCUCCUGCCAACCUAGUAGUUUGAAAGCACACCAAUGCAAGUAGAUAAAUAGGUACCACUGUGGCAGGAAGGUAUACAGCAUUUCUGUGCGCUCUGGAUUUCGCCACAGUGUUCCGUUGUGCCAGAAGCGGUUUAGUCAUGCUGGCCAUGUGACCUGGAAAGCUGCCUGUGGACAAACACUGGCUUCCUUGGCCUGAAAGCGAGAUGAGCACUGCAACCCCAUAGUCUCCUUUGACUGGAUUUAACCGUCCAGGGGUCCUUUACCUUUUUUAUUAACAGUGACCACUGGUUUUCACUAAUGAGAUUCCUGCUGGAAUAUUUCAUUAACCUGGUGCUGAGACUGAAUGAGAUUUAUUAUAAGUGUGCUUGGGGUGGUUAUUUCACAAUCAGAGUACCUACACAAACAGGUAGUGAGUUAAGCUUGCCCUCCUGUGCCCAAAGACAGGAAGUGCAGACAGGUCUUUGCCCUUUAGUCACCUCUUUCCUCCUUAAUCUAUUUCCUGUCUUGGCCUGGAGCAGACUUGUGUACUGACAAAGACCUGUUUGCAUUUCCUGUCUUUGGGAAAAGAGGGCAGCAUAAUCCAUCAUGUAAUGUGUUCAACACCUUUGAGCAUGGGUAGGCAAACUAAAGCCCAGGAGCCGGAGCCGGAGCCGGCCCAAUCGCCUUCUAAAUCCAGCCCGCGGACGGUCCGGGAAUCAGUAUGUUUUUACAUGAGUAGAAUGCAUCCUUUUAUUUAAAAUGUAUCUCUGGGUUAUUUGUGGGGCCUGUGUGGUGUUUUUACAUGGUGUGCUUUUAUUUAAAAUGCAUCUCUGGGUUAUUUGUGGGGCAUAGGAAUUGGUUCAUUUCCCCCCUUCAAAAUAUAGUCCAGCCCCCCACAAGAUCUGAGGGACAGUGGACCGGCCCCCUGCUGAAAAAGUUUGCUGACCCCUGGAUUUGAGAAAUGCUAUUCAUAUGAAAACAUUGCUUCCUUCUUCAUUUGCUAAGGCUUUCUUUCGAACUUAAACAUAUCUUAUUUGAUUGAUGGUGUAUUCUGUAACAUGUUCUUGACACAAUAGUAGCGCAUUAAUGAUGGUUUUACCCUUCUUGAUCAAUUCUGUGAUGCUUCCCAAGUUGGACCACAUGAUGGCUGUCAGAGAGGCAAUAGCACAACAAAAGUGAGACAAGAAACCCACCAGGGCAGUUGUGAAAUAGGAAGUUGCAGGAAGUGCAUAGCUUGGGAUUAAAGCGGUUAUGGCUACCCUAAAACUUUUGCAGGCACAAAUAGUUUUGAAUGCGGGAUGACCUAUGACUACCCCAAUAGUGACAUGAGCACGCAUAAUAAAGAAUGCACAGUGAAAAGAACCCAAAUAGAUGUGAUGGUUAAUGUGCCUGUUGUUUCUUGUGUAAAUGGCAACUGUAGAGCCUGCACAGCCUCAGAAAUAUGGGGGAGGGAGGGGAAAUUUAACUUUCUCCCUGUCACAGUCCUGACAAAAGUUGCCUCUCUGAAACUGCUUUCUGCAUUUGAAACAUCAGUUGACACCAGUGACAUCAGCUGAGGCCUCCCUUGAAAUCCAGAUAGCAUCUUCAAGAGGCCAUUUUUUGUAAGAAGCACGGUAGGGAGAGGCAGGUUUAAACUAUCCCUUCCCAUCAGUUACAUGUGAAUGAAAAAUCCUUUUGAACUGCUCCUAACCUUAGGUUUGCUCAUAUUAGCCAAAUUUUCACAUUUAAUGCAUUGGUACUGGCAUUUGGCAACAAUAGAUAAUAUUUUCUUUUCCAAACUCCAUGAAGGUUUGGGAUUUUGAAACAAUAGAUACAGCUGAUAUUGUGGAUGACACUGGACUGCUGGAGGUGGAACACAUUAACGAACUUUUAGUUGGCAAAAAUGUAAAUCUGAACUAUAUGGUGAAAAUUCAUGAACGUGGAGAACCAUUUUGGUAUGCUCAGGUAAGCAUUGUUUUAGUCCUCCCCUGUGGUAUAUAGGAUUGUGUUGCUGUUAUCUUUUAGGACGCGCAUUAGUCAGUAGAGAAUGUGUGCCCUGAUUCAGUGAUGCACACAACCCUUUUUCAUGUGUAGGAUGUGAUGAUGUCAUGGCAACAUUUGAAGCUAAAGCAAAAAACCAGCCACCAAACUAGGAAAGUACCACUGUCGGGCAAAACAAAAAAUAAAAAUGGAAGGAAGGAAUAAAACUUCAGGGGCAUGAAUGAAUCUUAUUCCAGACCUUGCAGCUAGGAGGAAGGGCAAGGCUGAGCGUUCAGUUCUCACUUCCUUUCAUAUAGUUCCUGUUAACCCUAAGGGGGAACCUCGCAUUGGCACCACUAGGAUGUAAGAAUAGUUGCUACAGGGAUGGGAAUCUUGAUUGUUGUUGGCAGGGAGAAAAGGCUAAGCCCCUCGUGCACCGUUGUCCUAGUCGGGCCUCCUUGUGCCUGCUGUGUAUGAUUUCAAAAAAAUUAAAAACAGUGACGUGGGACAAGUUAGUUGUUGAUUUGCUUGGGAAAGUGCAGCUAAAUUUCUCUGAAUCCAAGCCAGUGUGUUUCGGAAAGGGAUGUAAAUACUGUUUGAAGUGAUAGCCAAAAGCUAAGUGUGUUUUUCUUCUUCUCUAGGAUGCCAAUGGAGCCAUCUGGAAGCUUGAUUUGAGUUUCACAAAUGUUGUAAGUUUUCCUUUCUGUUUUGUUCCCCUGCUUUCCCCUCUCAGUCAUUCCUCCACUGUACUUGAGUUAUACCUGAUAGUUAAAUAGAAGUCAAUAUUUUAUCUUUAAAAGAUGUGCAGCUUCUGUAGUUUAUUACUUUGAAAAAGAUGGUCUCAAAAAUGUCAGUACUAGUUGUUUGUGGUUCCAAUGGUGCUGCUGCCUCAGUGGAAAGUACUCAUGCAAGGUGAGGCACCCACUUUUCCCUCUUUUGUAUUUAAAGCCCCCCUCCCAGACUUCACGCUGUUUCUGUGGAUGUAAUUUGGCUCCAAUCCAAGCUGGGCUUCCUAAUGGCUAUUUUCAGGAACAGAAAAACAUAGCGGGAGAUCCGGUCAGAUCUUUCAUGUCUUGUUAGCUUGGCCCUAAGCGUUCAACAAGCAAGGUCUACAAAAGAACAGAUAUAAGGCACCACUGAUGCUUCCUCCUUAAAAAUACAAAGUAUACUGAUUUAAAACUGGUGCUUUUUCUGGGGGUACUCAAGGGUGUGUAGUACCAGCACCCCCCCAAAUGUUAAAAGUGUGGCACGUGCUGUAAUAACUUCAUGGUGAGCACCAGCAACUUUUUUUUCUAAAAAGAAAAAGAGCACUGUUUAAAACCAUGAACAGAUAUCAGUGUUUUUUGUCUUUGUUUAUCUGAUCUUCAAUUUGUGCCCUAGAUUGAAAACUAGGAACCCCAGUUUGAAUGUCCAAUGCAUUUUAGAGAUCAAAUUUUCAGAGGGGUUUUAAUGAUAUGUCCCUAGGUGACCCUGUUACACAAAACCUUUAAAAUACUUUUACAAACAGGCCUCUGAAAAAAAACCCAUUUUAUUUCUUUCCCCCCUGUAGACUCAUGAUCCAGAAUGCCUCUUUACUUUUCAUUCAGGAAAGAUAGAAGCCAUGUGUGUAUCUCCAGUCACCUAUAUCAUGGCCACCACUGGUCUUGACCGUAAGUACACAACUUUUUCCUUCUGACUCCUCCCACACUCAGUUUUCAAGGUUAAAAUUAGUUACGUUAAGUAGACACGUUUGGGGAAUAAUCCACAAAUCACUUGUAAUGGUGUAGUUUCUUUGUUUCUUCAGUGCCCCCAUGUAAAAUGUGUGGCUUAAAUUUUAGAAAGCAACGGAGAUCUAGCCUCCUUCUUAUCCUGAUCCCGUUAACCAUCUAACGCAGGUUCAGUUCGUGUCUUUGAUUUCAUUGACAAUGUGCAGUUGACUGAGAUGAAGUUUAAACAGGGAGGAACAGCAAUGGUCUGGGCACCAAACGUGGUAAGUAGUGCAAGAUAGAAAGAGGAAGUAUGUGGAUGAUAGUGCAAGACGGAAUGGGGACAUCCAUGGCUGGAGCCUAGCUGUUUUAAUGUACAAAUGGCUUAGGGUUUAUACUGCCCAUCUCUUAAGAUGGAGCAUAAUGAGAUUGAGGAGCAGGUUGUCUGGAUUGUUCUUCAUUCCUGUUCCUCUAGUUUCACAGACUGAUGUCCUCCAGAUGUUCUGAGCUGCAGAGAUCUGCUGGCUGGGGUGAAUGCAAGUUGUAGUCCAUAACAUCUGAGAGUGUCAGUUUUGUUUUGAUGGGUUUUCAUAUUUAUUAUUUGGCAAGCAUUUAACUUUUACGGAUUUUGUUUUUUGCGCCCCCUCCCGAGUUUUCCGGUGACAGUGAAAGAAAAUAGUUUAGUAUUGGUAUUUGAGAAGAAAAUGCUACUCACAACAUGAUUUAUUUUCCCUCUGUACAAACAAUUACAUACGUUACAUAGAUUUAGGAGACGAUGUAUAGGGCAGGGUUUAAAUUAGCUCUUAAUCGCAAUGUUAUUCUGUUUUCUUGAAGGUAAAUCCCAAGAAAGGCAUAAUGGUUGUAGGUUUUCAAGAUGGCGUUGUACGCGUUAUUGAACUUUUUGAUCCAAAGGGACUUCCUGUUGUAUCUGGACGGGACAAAGGAGCGCCUGCAGCCUUGCGUCUGAAACAGGCAUUCAAACCUCAUACUACUAUAGUAACAGCUUUGGCCUAUGAGCGUAAUGGAGAAUUGCUUGCCACAGGGGUAUGUUUCAACCAAACCUAAAAACUGUUUUGUUUUGAAUGUUAGUGGAAAUUUACUGCUGCAGAUGCUGAGAUGUAGAUGAUCAAACUGAACUUCAGAUUGUUCAUUACCUAAGAAUUAAGGUCCAAGACCUUUUUGAAAUGAGAGAUUUUUGCUGAUCCAUAGAAGUUUCAGUGUAUAAUGAGUCAGUUCAGAGAAUUAUUCAGGAGAUUUUUUGACACCUCUGCUUCUCACAUCAUCUUAGCUUCUUCUCUGCUCCCUUGAGGCCCAGCUCAGACAGAACAUUUGGCUGAGACUUUAAAAGAAAGGCUUGUUCCUUAAGGAUUCAUGGAAAGGUUUUAGAUUUGAUUUUACGUGUUAAAAUCAUCAGUGUUGUGUUUUUGUAUAUGUUCUGUGCUUUAAACCAUAUCUUCUUCUUAUGUAAGAAUUGUUUGAUUUUUAAAAGUUUUUUAAAGCCCUUUCUCUUAAUUAGAUUCAUUACUGACCUUAUUGUGGGUAUUGGCUAUAGAUCGCCAAGCCAGACUGAAUACUUGGAUGAUGAUUUACUAGAGCAGAUAAGAAUGCUACGAUUACUAAGACCCAGCAUGGGUUUCUCAAAAGUCAUGCCAGACCAAUCUGAUUUCUCCCCCCCCCCCCUUUUUUUCUUUUUAUGGAAUGAGACACUUGGUGGAUCAGGGCAAUUCUGUGGACAUAGUUUAUCUUGAUUUCAGUAAGGCUUCUGACAAAGUCCCCCAUGAUAUUCUCACGAGGAAGUUGGUAAAAUGUGGGUUGAACGAGGUAACUGUUAGGUGAAUUUGUAGCUGGCUGACUGACCGAACCCACAGAGUACUCAUUAAUUGUUCCUUGUCAUCCUUAUAACACUAGGUGCAGCUUUUGUAUAUCAAGGUUGAUGCUAAAACAGAGGAUUGUGUUGUGGUGGGACUCUGUUCUUUGUAGCAGCAGACUAGCAUGGCUACUCUUGUGGAAUGCAUGGCUUUAUUCAUUCUUCCGUCUUUUCCUUCCCAGAGUAACGAUAAAACUGUGUUCUUCUUUAACGUUGAAGAGAAAUAUGAGCCAAUUGGCUUCCUCUCUGUCCCAGGGCCUGUUCAGGCAUUGCAGUGGUCUCCUCUUUCUCAUGUGAGUAGCGGUGUUUUUCGUAGUAUUUGCAUCUCAUGAUUUGUGUUGUAACACAUUGCAAUACUGUGUUUAUCCAUUGGUGGUUAUGUUGUCAUCAGUAACUGGCAUUUAACACUCCGCUCCCAUGAAGCAUUUCUGGGGCAGGGCAGGGACUGGGUCCAAGGUCCCUCUGUUCUUUGGGAAUGCCCCAGUGAUUCAACUCCCUUUCUAUGCCAACCUGGAGCUGGGGUAACUAAUUCCCACCCCCACCCACCCCACUUUGGCAGCAAUGGGUGAAAUUUAAAGUAUCUCAAAAUCUGCAUGAGAAAUAUAUAAUGCCCACUUUCUGCACCUCUCACUUUGGCCAACAUGAGCCAUCAGGGAAGUGGUGGGUGAUCUGCCGCUUCCAUACCCUCCUGUUUACAACAAAAUUUGUGUUUCAUUUUGGCAACAGUUGUCCCUGAGCUCUGACCUAUUUUUAAGAACAUAAGAAUGUUUCACCAUCAUCGUCAAAACUCAGCACCAUACACGUGCCUGACACUUGUGUUUCAUGUCCUUCUUCCGUAGCCUGAGAGCACGCUACUUAUUUUCUGCAAGAACGGCAUUGUUGUUCAGGUUCCUGCUCCAGACCCUGGGAAUUACAACGCAGCAACGACCUAUAGAAUAAAAGACUUGCCUACACAAUAUUUUCGUUUCUGCAGCAUAAAAUCUCGGAUUCUGGUAAAGCACCACAUGCAAAUAAGGAAAUGCAAUCCUAAGGAAAGAUAGAAUACUGAAGUAAGAAAUGCUGAGCUCGUUAGUUAUUGUGGUCCUGGAUGUAAGACUGCAGCUAAGGACUUUGUAGCCCAGCAGAAAUUAUUUCCUAAAGUAUUAGGAUCUGCACGUGUUGAUUAUGAAUGUGUCUGCCUCCAGGAUCAGAGAGGCCUUGCCUCUGAAUGCCAACCGCUAAAGAACAAUGACAGAUGUGGGCUGUUGCUCUCAAUUCCCAAACAGAUAAAACUAAGCAACACACACACACACACACACACACACACACACAGUUAGUGAAUGAAGUCCUAUCUGUGGGCUUUGCAGACGUUGCCAGUGGGAUAAGGAUGCUGGACUAGAAGGGAUUUUGGUGUGAUCAACACAGUAGUUUUUUAAUGCUCUUUUUUUACUGGCUCUUUUAAAAAGCUUGAAGAGGAACUUGAACGCAGAGAAAAAGUGAGAAUAGAGAAGGAGAAAGCAAAGCAGCAGUGGAUAAAGCAGCAACUGGAUGAGGGGAAAACAAUGGAAGAAAUUGAAUUUCCACAGGAAGAAGCUGUGGAAGAGGAACCACUGCCUGAAAUCUACAUCCCAGAGACUCCAAGCCCCAUCCUGUGUGGGUUUUACUCUCGGCCAGGGAAAUUUUGGUUGUCGUUGGUAAGCCAAUCUUUCUUUCUCGCAGGUAACAAAAUGAGGAGAGUAGUUUCUCCCUUCUUUUAUAGUAUAAUGAGAAUGCAGCUUAAAUGGCCGAAGGAGCUGGCUUUUCACAUUGUACGCUUUCACCUUGGUCUCAGUUCUAUUUGAAAGUGGUUUGAGUUUUUUUGUUUCACAUAGAGGGCUGCAUAGCAAUCUCUCAGGACUUCAGUAGUGGCAUCCCUCCCAUUGUCAAUUUUGAUUGGCACUCUUCCUGCCAACCUCAGAUGCAAAGCGAGAUUAAAAUCUAAAUGGUAAAAUGCAAAAGGUAAAAACUACAAGAUGCAAGAAUGUCAUGCUGAUUCUGGAUGUGUCUUAAACAUGCAAGCAUAGUUUUCACUCUUGUUUCUUUUCAUUCUAGUGCUGUUCCCCAUCUUUUGUUUAAUUUUUAAGCAGAAUUGCAGGCUUAUUUUUCAAAGGAAGCCCUUUACCUGGAGAUAGAAAUGAAGUGUGUUUGCCUAUAGUAUGGUAUGAAAUACAACUGAUGAUGAAACCAUUUUUGGGAAAGGAGGAAGUUUUAGUCUGGAAUUUUCCAAACUGUAACAGAUUAAUGGGGGGGGGGGGAGAAGAGGAGAAAGAAGGAAUCAAGAAAUAAAGUUAACAACUCUUCAUAACUCACUGUUUCCUUUAGGGAGAGUAUGAUACUGGAUUCCUGUUCCACUGUGCAUUUUCUCGUCAGCAAGGCGACAAAGAACCUGAGGCUCGGAAAGAUGAACCUUUUGCCUAUAUUCAUUUAGAAGAUACAGAAGACACUGCCAUUAGACGGAUUGUGUUUUGGUAAUGCAGCUUUUACAGUAUGUUGGUUGGUUUCAUGGGUUGAGUUGGGUUUUUAAAAUAAGUGUGAAACACUUGGUCUUUGUUUGUUUGUUUUUCUUUUAUAGAUUGUAUGCCGUGUAUAUAUUUGCAGGAGCUGAUCUCUUGAUAUAAUGGCAGUCUGGUUAGCACUCCAUGACUGUCACCCCCUGAAAGUAGUAUGUUGAGGAAAUAUUAUGGAAUACUAUUAGACAUACUGAGACAUACUGAAUUAGUUUAAGCUGUUACUUUUGCAUCCUGGUUAGGGCAUAUAGCAGGGCAAGAAAUAAAUUUCUCCUUUUCAUACCCUUCUUUAUAAAAGCCAAGCAUUUGGAUUUUAAAAGAUUGAAAUGAUUUCCAUACAUCCAGUAGCAAAUGUGGCUCCAGAGUAGCUCGGGGGCCCCUUCCCACUGACCCAAUGGUUCUCUUUUCACCCUCAUAAUGUAUAUGCUAUGUAUAUGUAUACUACAUGCAUGCAGAUAUAGAGGUGGGUUGUUGCAGCACUGGGUUAGCUGGUCCCCUACUAAAUGUGUAUCCUCGUGGAGGAGCUGCCUCUUCUCUGCAGAGAUCAGGGUAGAGCAGGCCCCAGGUGCAAGAUCCAAGAUGCAAGGGUGAAUGAAGUGAUGGUUGGGAUGAAUUCAGAUACCCUUUUGUAUGUAUGUAUAUGGAAAAGAGAGAAACAAGGGAUUGAGAGGACGGUGGGAUGGUGUGGCCAUUGCGGUGCAUUGGCUUUUGUCAGUGGUAGCCACCCUGUUGAAAAUAAUGAAUCCAUUGUCCAUCUGUGCCAACGCCAGGGGUGGAGGAAGAGGGGUGCGGUAGGGGCGGUCCACCCCGGGUGCCACCAGUGAGGGGGGGUGACAUAAUGCUGGGUGGCACUCACCGCGGGGCCUGCAGCGUGCCCAAGUCACAUGUGUCUCCUGGGAGUGAUGAGGUGGCUUGGGUGCUCCAAAUGGUCCGCCCACCACCUCCCCCUCAGCUGUAGGGCGGCUGAGUGGGAUGAGGCAAACAGACUCCUCGGAGGCCCCAUGGUGCCUCCGUGGGCGGCUAGCCUCACCCCUUGGCAUAGGGCAUCCGUGCCGCCCCAGGCGUCCGAUCGGCUUGCUCCGCCGCUGGCCAAUGCUGAUGCCAGGAAGAGCCAGAAGUCAAAGUGUUGAAGCUAGCAGUGAGUUUGUAUGCAAAGAGUUCAUAAGCAUCAGUUUAUGUGUAACUCAAACUGGAUUUAAGAGAUGUUAAAGGCUCCAGAAUCCUCCAACCCACCUGUUCUGCUCAUAUACCCAUUUAAGGUAAAAUCCUAAAAUGUGACACAGGUCACAGUCACACCAUGCAUUCAUAGCACAUAGAUCCCCCCUCCGAGAAUCCUGGGAACUGUAGUUUAUGAAGGGUGCUUGGAAUUGUAGCUAUGUGAUGGGUGAUUACAGUUGCUAGGAUUAUUUGGAGAAAACCAUGCACUUUAAGUGUAUAGUGUGGAUGCAAGCCCAAAUGGUAUGCUUCCCUUAGAAUUGAGGAAACACUGUGAUAUUUUUUCAAUCCAUUAGUCAAAAGCUUCAGAAAACACCUCUGCCAGCAUUACCUUUUUCCUACUAGAACUUUGGAUGCCUCACGUUACCUGGGCCUUCUUAGGAUUCACAGAACAAUACUAAAUAUUGGAGGCAAGUGGAACUUACACUGCCUUCAAUUGAGCUGUUCCAAACUCUGUUCGAGAGCAGGACUACUGCUGGCUCAGCUGGUGUAAGCCUGGCAACGGAAAAACAGACCUUGACAUACACUGUCUUCAUAACAGCAUGAGUCCUGCCAAGCUGGCAGGUUAUGUGGCUGAACUGAAUAGAAGUUAGGAUUCAAGUCCUUCUGCCUGGUACCAUCCCACCACUUCCCCAGAACGCCCAUUUUUCAGGGCUUAGGUAAAGGUAAAGGGACCCCUGGCCAUUAGGUCCAGUCGUGACCGACUCUGGGGUUGCGGCACUCAUCUCAUUUUAUUGGCCGAGGGAGCCAGCGUACAGCUUCCGGGUCAUGUGGCCAGCAUGACUAAGCCGCUUCUGGGAAACCAGAGCAGCGCACAGAAAUGCUGUUUACCUUCCCGCUGGAGCGGUACCUAUUUAUCUACUUGCACUUUGACGUGCUUUCGAACUGCUAGGUUGGCAGGAGCAGGGACUGAGCAACGGGAGCUCACCCCAUCGUGGGGAUUCGAACGAACGACCUUCUGAUCAGCAAGUUCUAGGCUCUGUGGUUUAACCCACAGCACCACCCAGGGCUUACAGCCAUGUAAAAUAUGUCCAUCUUGGCUCAGCUGACUAAAUCCUGGCUGAGCUUGGAUGUGGGAGUUAUGCUGGCAUAUCUUUGGUUGAACCAGGAUUCAACCUAGCCUGGCUGUGCUAGGAAUCGGUUGUCUGAGCCUGAAUUUCUGAAUCCUAACUUGCACAUACCAGUAGAUCUUGGGUUUGGAUUGCUCCCUUAGAUAUCCAUUUCGCAGGGCAUUGUGGAGAAAGUAAUCAUCCUCAGCUGUUUACGUUUUGAUUACUUCCACAGCUCCACUGGCUUGCUAAUGAUCUGUGGCAUGCAGGAUGGAGCAGUACGGAUCUACGCUCUCCAUGAGAAAUGGCUCUCAAAGGACAAUAUAGCUGGAUAUUGGUCAUACAGCAUGCAUGAUAAUAACUAUGGGCAAAUUCAAGGCAUCUGUCCCAGUUUUGAUGAUCGGUUUCUUGUGACCUGUGGAGCAGAUGGCAAUAUCUUUACUUAUAACAUCCUUUCAGCUGAGGAGGUUAAGAAAGUGCUAAAGGCUAAGGUGCCCUCUCCAAGGGUAAGUAACAGCCAGGAAGAUAGGCCUUACUUCAUAUUUUAAGUGCACAAUUAUUGGGAAACUUUCAGCUGUUUCUCCUUGAUGAACAUUUUUUUUCCAGUCUCCUUAGGGUUGGGCAGCAGGGAGGUUGCUAGAUUGCUAGAAAGACACCAUUGUGUCUUUUAUGUCCUAUAUGAAUUAUAGUACUGUGAGGAGCUGCAUGCAAUUCCAACCUAACUUCAGGAACAGCCAUGCCAACUGUUGACAGUGCCAUCAAUUGUUUGAUUACAUUCUUCCACAGAGAGGCCUUGAAAGAGAGAGACCAGCAGAAGAUAUUGAGGAUCCUACUGCCUACAGGUAAAGCUGCUGAAAGAUAGACUUUACUUCUGAAUCCCUCAUGAGGAACAGGUUUCACUAAUGGCCUCUUUGAAAUGGCAGUGCACCCUCAUCCAGUGUGGCAUAUUGACAAGUCAUGUUGCUAAAGCUAUUCCCCUCAAAUAUCUCUCUCAUUUCUCGAUUGGUGCCUGGGAUGCCAGUAUGAAUUAAGAGGUCAGAUCUAGAUGACUUCUAGAUAAGCACUCUCUGCUCUGUUGAAACAGUUCCUUAAUGCAUAAAGCUUUCAGACCCACCCAGCCCACCUCAAAAGCCACUGUUGGCUUUGUCAGGAUAAUUGUGGUGCAGCUUCUGUCAGCUUUUUAAUCAUUCAUUUGGUAGCUCCAUCUAAUAGUUCAGUUCUAUACAAAUUUAUUUGUUUAUACAACACUGUCCCAAAGAGGCUUAUUAUCCAAAUAUUGCAAAACUGGAUAUUUUGUAGAUAGAAUCAUAGAAUUGUAGAGUUGCAGGGGACCCCAAGCUGUGUAAUUUUUGCUGUAAAAAACCCUUAUUACAUAAUGAAAUGUUAUUCUUUUCUGUAGGCCCACUUCCAGAGUUUAGGUUUAAACUGCUCCAUCUUCUCUUUAUUUUCUCAUAUUUCUAGUAUUGAAAAUGCGAAGCAAAAAAAGGAACACGAUUAUAUAAUGAGGAUAGCAGAACAGAAGAAAUCUAUUAAGAGACAAGAACUAAGCACUCUAAGGGAGGAGUUUCAGAAUUUGCUUCAAAUGAACCGUCAGCUGCCAUCCCACAUGCAACUUCACAGAGCAGUAUGUAUGGUUUUUCUUUCUUUAGAGGUACAAAUUAAUGCCUUAGUGUGGCUUGUAUUUUUGUAAUGGGUCAAUGUUUAUUUUGUUUUACUAGGGUAUUUAUGCUAAGGGCUCAGGUCAGUUUGCAAUUUAAAUAAAACAACCAGCUGAAAGUGGGCCCACUGCUUCCGUGUUCACUCCCAAUAGUUGAAACAACGAAGCCUGCUAUUUUCUUAAAAAGAAAAAUGCCUGUUUUGCUUUUUAUAGUUGUGCUUUCUAUGCAUUUCGUAGUUUAUCUUGAUAGUUUUCAGAUUCACAGUGUGUUUGAAUUGCUUUGUCCUAUAAAGGUGGUUCCAACCUUUUCCCCAUGGUUAAAGUAUUUAGUCCAGUACUCCCCAAGGAACAGCUUGUUGGAACACCGAAUACCAGUAAAUUAGGAGGGUAUUCAUGUCAUUUUACCAUGCAUGUAAAGUGUAAAGCAGAUUAAGAACUACAAGAUUUAGCUUUGGUUCCAUGUAUAUGUAGAGAUUGACUAAUACAUUCAGGUGAUUGCUUUGAACAGUGAAUCUUACAAGUGGACAUCAUUGGGAACAGUUUGGAAGUAGAGAAAUGAAUUAGCUGAGGCUCGACUAUGACUGCUUUAAAAUAUUGUUAAGGUUGCUGACUGGCUGUUCCUAAAUUAGGCAAAUUGCUGAUGGCAGUUAGGAUUUCACCAGUAUUUUUAUUUCUUCAUUUAUUUUGUUUAGAAUACGCUUCUCUCACUCUAUAGCUCCAAAAGGCUCUAAAAACCAGCUUGCAAAAAGAUCAAAAUAACAUCACAAUCUAUGUAGCACAGGAGCAGAAAUUACAUCUUGCCCUUGGUAGAACUAUUCAGGAGAAGAGGUGCAUUCUGGUGAUGGCGAAAUAGGGGGUGGGCAACAUGGUCAUGGAACAGCAGAGUCCCAUUUUGCCUCAGGUGAUGAAAUGGGAUGGGCCACCCCUUGUUUGUAAACAGAUGCUGGGGUACCUCUGAUUCUGGAUGCUUUUGGACUUCAGCUCCCAUUAUCCCAUACCAUUGGCCAUUCUCGAUGGGGCUGAUGAGAACUGGAGUCCAACAACAUCUGGAGGGCCACAGUUUCCCCAUCUCUGCCUUGGACCAUCAUGAUCCAUCACAUCCCAGCAUCCGGGAGCACUGCUGAGAAGGAGAAUAGACAUCCAGCAAAUGAACAAACCAUGACCGUAACCACCAUCAAAUGAAACGCUCCUUUUUCAAUACGCAGCAAUUUGAGUUGGACCGCAGAAUCCGUGCAGAGAUGGACAGAAAGACCGCGCAUAAGAUCCGGCUUGUCCUAAAGGAAUUGGCCUGGGAACAGGAGAAACAUCGCAUUGGGCUGCAGAAAGUAGAGAAUCGGCAAGUGCCAUUUCCCGUUGUCCUCAAAUUUUGGGAGACAUUCUUCAUUUGCUAAGAUGUUAUAUUUAAGCAAAGUUUUUGUUUUAUUUUUAAAAAGCUGGAAACUUUCCCUUGAAAACUGAAGUCAUUCUGGUAUUACUCAUUUUGCUUGAGAACAUAAGAGAAGAACGGGGUAGGAUUAGACCAGAUGCCUCUCUUGCCCAGUGUUCUGUUCUCACAGGAGCCAAACAGAUGCCUAUGGGAGGCAGAGCAGCAGGAUCUGGGGACUCUCCUGCUCCUGUUGCCCAGCAGCUGGUAUUCAGAGGUAUACCGUCUUUCAUCCUAGAGGCAAUAUAUAGCCAUCAAGACAGAUAGCCAUUGGUAGCUUUAUUCUCCAUGAAUUUGCCUAAUCCCCUUUUAAAGUCACCCAGUUUGUGCCUUUGCUGCAACUUGUGGUAGCAGAGUCCAUUGUUUAGCUAUGUUCUCUGUGAAGAAAUGCUUCCUUUUGUCUGUCCCGAAUCUCCCACCAUUCUGUUGGAUGACCCUCACUCGGUUUUAGUGUUAUGGAAGAGAAAGAAAAACUUCUCUCUGUCCACUUUCUUCACACCAGGCAUAAUUUUAGGUGCCUCUAUCACAGGCUUCCUCAACCUCGGCCCUCCAGAUGUUUUUGGCCUACAACUCCCAUGAUCCCUAGCUAGCAGGACCAGUGGUCAGGGAUGAUGGGAAUUGUAGUCUCAAAACAUCUGGCAGGCCGAGGUUGAGGAAGCCUGCUCUAUCAUGUCGCCCCUUAGUUUCCUUUUUUCCUAAACUAAAAAGACCUAAGCUGCAUCCCCUUCAUCGUUUUGGUUGUCCUUUUUCUGACCCUCUUCCAGCUGUGCAACAUCAAGAACUGUACAUGGUAUUCCAAGUGCAAGGACACCCAUAGAUUUGUAUGAAGGUAGAUAGGUACUGCUCCGGUGCGAAGGUAAACGGCGUUUCCGUGCGCUGCUCUGGUUUCGGUGUUCCGUUGCGCCAGAAGCGGCUUAGUCAUGCUGGCCACGUGACCCGGAAAAACUGUCUGCAGACAAACACCGGCUCCCUCGGCCUGUAAAGCGAGAUGAGCGCCGCGACCCCAGAGUCGGCUGCGACUGGACUUAGCUCUCAGGGAUCCUUACCUUUAUUAUACAAAUACCUUUUGUUUUUUAUUUUCAGCCCGUUUCCUAAAGUUCCUAAAGUUCACUAACAUAAAAUCUGCCUUAUUCACAGCUGCUUCACACCAGGUUGAUACACUUGUAAGCAAGUGUAAAGUGAUGAUGCACACUGGGGCAAAGAAUCCCUAACUUUGCAUAUAAAUGCUAAAGGGAUCUGAGCUGACAGUUACAGACCAGGAAGGGAGUUCUUUGGGUGGCACAGAGAAAGAGAGAACUACGCAAUGCUGCAAACUCCAUCUAAUUUUAGCUCUAGCCCUUCCCAGCAGCUGCCAUGUAGUUCUUGACUGAUUAACCUGGAGGGAAUGCUGCCUUUGACAGAAAAAUGGUUUGUAGACCCUGGCAUAGAGGCUGUUGCUGCUUGGCUGAUCCCUGCCGAGACAACUUUAUGGAGCAGAAAAUGUGGCAUUUAAAAAAUUAGAUCUUUGCUUUGAUUCCUCAGGUUUCGGGCCAGUUUGGAAUAUGACACCAUUGUGGUCUGUGCCAUGAGAAGCAACCACCGAAUCUCCACGUACAGACUGUUGUCAAUCUCAGAAAAAUUGUACAAUGUCAGUAAACAAAGUCAAGCAGCGAAAAGAAGACAGAGCAAGUACGACCAUAAAGGAAAAGACACAGACCAAAGGACAGAGACCCAAAAGGAUGCCAGUAAGCGUUUGAAAACAUUGUGGCAGAACUAUCACAACCAUAAGAUAAUAUUUUUUCCCCAGCCUUCAUCUUAUAUUACUUGUUAUGGUUCUAUACCAGAGGGUUUGUCAGAUGGUAUCCUCGCACUAUAUUUCAAAAAGCAGUUCCCUAACGCUGCUCAAAAACAGAGUUCCCCACAUUGCAUUGAAUGUCAACAGUUUCCUCCACAAGCACAAUACUUUAUUUUGCUUCUUGGUGAAAUACUGUGAUUUUUUUUUUAAUAUAGUGGAGUAGCAAGUGCCUAAGCAAGUAGGUCGCUGGUUCUUCAGAAAUAUACUGGGUUUGCAGUUUAUCAGAGCAGAUGGUAGAGCUGCCUUUGUCUUGUCAGCUUUUAGCACUCUGAUUUAUAAGAAAGUGCUGUCCGGUCAAAAUUGUACUGUAUGUGUUUAUUGAGGGCAGACUCCAUGCCAAUAUGUGACUCUUUGCCAGCUGUGCGAUCGUACCCAUAUUUUUUAUUUAGUUUUUCUAUAUAGUGCUAACACAUGUGGAACACUGUCAUGGGACUGUAUAUCACAGGCUAGUAGAUAAUAAUUAUUAUUAACAGUGCCUAGGAAACCUUGCUUUUAUUUUUUAAGGGAAAUGUCUUUUAAGUGGUCCGGAAUGUCUAAUGGAUAGUUACUCCAUGGGAGCUAGGAAAUUGCUGGAGUGUUUGAAUUCUGUCAGAGUUUAGAAAGUGACACACACACACCAGCUAAGAUGAGGGUGCUAAUGUAAAAUCUGUAUGUAUGUUUGUCUGUCUGUGUAUAGAAAAAGAAGGGCAGAGAGAAGCACAAAGUUAGCAGAAGGCUAAAAGAAUGUUCACAUAAAGGUUGCCUCUCUCUGGUGAUGUGAUGUGGGGUAGCUGAUCUGCUAUUUAAUAAGGCAAUGGCUUUGCUGCUUGCCUCCAUUUAGGGGCUUUUUGUCUGUUUGUUAAUAAACCAAAUGUAUGUUGUGCGCCUCCAGUGCUCUCUCCUUCAAAGGAAGCCAACUUAUAAAGUGUUGCCCCUGGAACUCUCACCGGCCAGAAAAGUGGAGAAUUCGUUCCUUAGCUUAGGUUGAAGGCAACCAGUAAAGGUGGUGGUGUUUUUAUAUAGAAGGAUUAUUACAAUGGCUUCUCUUAACAUUUAAUGCUGAAAUAAUGUUUUAGGCAUUAUUUAUUAGAGUUAUAUAUCGCUUUUCAUCAAAAGAUCUCAGGGUGGUUCACAAGAUAAAAUCUGGGGCAAAGUCCCUCCUACACACAGAAGCUUAGGUGGCUUUGCAUUUUACAACAUUGAGGGGCCAUAGUGAGAAUUCCUCAGAUGCUACCACACUAGCCUUCGCAAAGAGCAGGAAAUAUCAGAAGAUGUCAUUUAAAACCUACUUUCGCGAGGAAAUCCCUUGGGGCCAGCACCAGUUUGGUAUUCAGCAAGCUGAAUUUGGAAACUGUUCCCAUGAUACAACAUUUUUGUCAAAGUGGGUGUAAAUGCAGUACUCUACUAAGACAACCCUGUGAGGAUGAUAUGGACAGAAGCAUGUUACUUUAUUUUUCUUCGCAUUUGUGCAGAGCCAAAAUUUCCAACCCAGGCUUCUAUUAGUGAAGAAGAAGUGGAUUCAGAAAAGCUGCAAAAAAAGGGGCACCCACACACGGUGGCAAGCCGCAUUGUUGAAAAUCGAAUGGAGAAACUUAGAAAAAUUAUUGAAAAAGCAGACAGAGCCAAAGCUAAGAUCCAACAAAGAAGGAAUGAAUGGGAUGAACUGUGAGUCAGAAUAAAAAGAAGAAAACAAAGGACUUUUUAAAUGCUCAUCAUUGAUGGAUGUUGUUGAUAAACAAAUAGUAGUCAUACCUGGCCCAUAUUACUUCAAAAUUUCAAAAUGUUAUCAUGAUGUGGUAUAACGGUAGGACCAUGUGGAGUGGUAUAUGGACUCAUACCUCCUCAAAGUGGAGACCCAAAGGAGUGACCCCAUUGCUAGUGGCAAAGCCUGUCCUUAUUAUAAGGCAGGCUCUUGACCACACCCACAGCCUAGCUGUAUCCACUCAGCCAGCAUCCAAACACCCCCCCCCCCCCGGCAAUCAGCUAGACAAACCUCUUACUUGCAGGCAGGUGGCAAUUACAUCAAGAAAGACAGACUUGCUUACUGGAAGAGCAGACCUGGCAAGGGUCAGGCUGGUGCAAACCAUCCCCUCUGGGCUUAGUCCUCUUCUAGGUCUGUUCUCCAGUAAUGCCUCCAUGUGAAUUAGUAGGAAGGGGAGUUAGAACAUCUUACAGACCAACCAGAUGCCUAUGGAGAGCCCGGAAGCAGGAGCUCAGUACAACAGCACUCUUCCCUGUUGCCAUUUGUAUUUCCUCCCUUCAGUAUAAAAGGGUUUCAGUCUGUUUCCUGCUGCCUCCGCAUGAGAUGAGAGCUGGGCAGUUACAGUGCCACAGCUUCUUUGAUGAAUGAAACACUAUAAAGUGAGUGAGUUGAUGCUGCCUGUUGGACUGAUAGCUUUUAUCUUCACCAAUGCUUGUCAGAUUCAAGAGCAAACCAAGCGAUGACUAUGAGGACCCCCAAGAUGUAGAAAAUAUCAAAGAGGCCCAACAGAAUAUGGGGGACUUCAAAUUGAAAACGGCUACUAACUACAAAAUUCCUGAACACAUGAGAAUGAAUGCUGACAAGAAAACUCAUCAGUUGGCAUCUUUAGAAGUGGCUGUAAGUAGAUUCUGCUUCUCUCCCCCCUUUGGAUUGUGUGAUUCCCUCUGUCCUCUCCUAAGCAUUUGCACUGGAAGGCAGAGAAACUUUGUUCCUGCAUAAUUUCAUAAAAUGUAUAUUCCACUUGAUUGUAAGAAAUAACUCAAAAGUAGUUUAAACAACAAAUAAAACCAUAACAUAAUUAAUUUUAAAAAGCUAUUUAAAUCAUCCCAUUCCUGAUUUAAUUUUCUGAGUGCUGUUGCUUCUUUACUUCAAAUCGUAUCACCCAUGCACAAGACAGAAGUAUUAGCAGACUUGGGGGAAGCCUGAGUUCCACAGAAGUUCAAAAAAUAUUUAGAGAAAAAGCCUCCCCACUAAAUGCUGCCUGAUCCUGGAGAGCAAGAAAAUGGAAAACUGGAUGAAGGGAGCCACAACUGGCAGGCCAAAGUCCAGGUGUGAAGUUGAGGCCUGGGUUGGUAUGUAGUAGUUAUUUUUAUUAAUGCUUCUAGGACUGAGCUAAAGGAGGCAGGUGAGUGAGAUAACAGGGUGCCUAUAUGAAUGAAUACAGGAUUCCCCCAUUCCCCCCCCCAUGUAAUCCUGCCUCUGUACUAUAAAUAGUCAUCUUUAAUGCAAUAUCUGGAGUGGUAGCUGUAUUAGUCUGCUACAGCAAAAAACCCAAUAGUCUUCCAGCACCUUAUAGACUUAACAAAUUUAAUUAUGGGAUAAGCUUACAUGGACUAGAGUCCACUUACUUAUUCAGAUCCUCUUUUGUAGCAGUAUAUAUGCACAUGGGAAAAUGGGGAGGGGGUUGUACGUGGUGAGAUCAGAUAGAAAUGGAAUGCAAAAUGUACAGAUAGUGACAAUUCAAUUUCAGUUAGAAUGUAUACAAAAUAAAUAUGGUGACAUUAUACAACAGCAGUUAUAGAUGAUAAAAUAAUCACUCUGGCAUACUGAGCAAAUGAACAUCUGUAGUUGGAAAGCAAACUUUUGUCUCUAUUCAGACCCAAAUGGCUUGAGUGUUUUGAUGAAUUGCAAUUCAGCAGUUUCACACUGGAGUCUCCUUUUGAAAUUAUUUUGCUCAGGGAGUGCUAAGAGCGGAAGCAGAGUGUCUUGGUGGACGGGUUCAUGAAUAUUGACGUAAUGCGAGUUCCUCAAUGCAAGCUUGUUCUAACCCUCCUCCUUUCAGAUACACGAUAAGAAGCUGGAAAUGAACAAAUGGAUCGUGUCCCUCCGAGACCUCAAGGUGGCUAUUAUUGAAGAGAUCCAGUGUGUGGUGCAAGAACUGAAAAAAAUCCAAUCAUCUCUCCACCCAUCCAAACACGUCCCUGUUCCUCCAAUUCCCCAACUCCUUCCUGAAGAGACUCCAGAGAAACAGUUCCAGUAUGACACUGAAAUGCUCAUGAAGUUCAAACAUGACCUGGAAGAGCGGGCCAGGCUCAAGGACACGGUGCCAGUAGCUCCUUCAGGAGAGGGCGGAGGUCUAGGGGGUUUCGGAGGAGGCUUUUACCGUUCCCCUUCAAUAAAGGACAUAGAAACUGCCAUGCGGUCGACAAGUCUGAAAUCGAUGAAAAUAGCAUCUGGAACUGCAGCGCAGGCAGUCAAAUCUUUUGAGUUUGAGGCAGUGGAGCCUACAGACUUGGAACUGGAAAUCGAAAAGAGGGCAGAGAUUCGGAACAUUUAUAUGCAAGAGGUUUUGGUCAAGAGGGUAAGUGAAAAUAUUUCAAAGCCGACUGGGCGUACUCUGCUCCCAAGUGAAGUCUUUUAAAUUUGUUCCUUCGUGGAUCCCUUUUCCUAUUGGUCUCAAGUUAAUUUGCGCAAACCAACUAAAAAUAGCUUUUAAAACGGUACCGAAACUACAUGCAAUGAAAUGUAGGUUUAAAAACACUACAGAAUCAAUGCCUUUUCACCCAGCUGGAAAAGCAUCUCAAAAUAAAAAUGUCCCAAAUUUUUGCACACUUUGAUACGUCAGGCAACUGGUCCACUUCUGCUAAUGAUAAUUUGAAAGCAAGGAGAAUUUUGUAUUUAGCCUUUAUUUAGCAUAUCAUGAUUGUAACGUUCCUAUCCAGUUUCUAAAGUAAAGUUGAACUAUGUUAGCAAUUGUGAAAAAUUCUGUGGAUUUUCAUGUUCAAAUCUCUGAUUUAAUCCCACAUCAGUGAACUGCGUGAACUUGGGAGGAUUUAUACUCUUGACCCAGCCACCAGUCAGAAUGCAUGCUUCAGAAGUAGGCGAAAAACUUUAUUCCUAGGUUGAUACUUGCCUUUUUUUGGACAAAUGUCAAUUUGGAAGGAAAUGGCUUCGGACUGUUCUUUAGCCUCACUGAUUACUAUUUUAGAAUGACAACAAUAUUGCAGGGAACUGUUAAUUUAGUAAUGAGGCCCAGUUAAAACUGUUCAUGUAAUACAGUAGUAUUGUUGACAUUAUUCUUCUACUCCUUUUUUGAGUGCUACUUCUGACUUAAUACUCUCUACAGGUUCAUGAGCUCAUGAUUACCUUUGAUGCUGAGCUUCGCCUUCUUCGUCACCAAAAACUGAAACUGGACAUAAUGAUGAAAACUGCUGACCUACGCCACAUCACUUGGUUUCAAGAGCUGCUUCUCCUGAAGAACUUUGAGAAACAUGAGAACAUUCUCCAGGAACGUGUCAACAGCCUUUCCAGUGAGGAGGAGGAAAUGCAAGUAUGCAUGGAAUAUAAAAGGCUUUGUACAGUUCCUGAUAAGAGACCUUCCUCUGCUGGUUUUAAAGGGCCAUUCUAGAUGUGAUAGGGACAGCCCUUAUCAGUGGAGACUUCUGCUCCCCAAAAAGUGCACAGGUGGAAGGAGUUGUAGGCAGGAUAGCUUAGUUGGUAGAGCAUAAGACUCUUAAUCUCAGGAUCAUGGGUCCAAGCCCCACAUUGGGUGAAAGAUUCCUGCACUGCAGGGGGUUUAGACUAGAUGGCCUUUGUGGUUACUUCCAACUCUACAAUUCUAUGAUUUUCCCAAAUGGCUGCCCUAUAGGUAGCUGGCCAAGGAGCCUCUUCAGACAGGGGAUAAAAGUGCUUCUGUCCUCUCUUACAGAUAAGUCCUCCUUGCAUCCCAGUAGCAAAGCAGACUGUAAUAGUUGUGUCCAUUGCUGCUCACGUGGAGUUUAAAUGCUAUUUUUCUUUCUUUGAAGCACAAAUUAAAUAGCUAUCUUACGCAAAUUGAGGAAAAGAAAGCAGAGAUUGCAAAGCUUCAGGAACGAGAGAAGAUCCUAUAUGCCACUUUCCAAGCGUCUUUGGGGGAAAACAACAAAUUUGCUAAUUUCCUCACCAAAGUCCUAAAGAAGAGGAUCAAGCGUGUUAAGAAGAAAGAAGUGGAAGGCGAAGGAGGUAAGAAAGACUGUUUCAUGUCGAUGUUGCCCCGUAUACCUUUUUACCAAAUUCUACAUUGCUGUGGAGGCAGAACUAAACUAUGCGUGUCCCACCUUGUGACCUCUGCUCAGUGUAUUCACCCCGUAAUCUCAGCCUUAGCCUCAAUCUAGUCCUCUCUAACAGAAGCCUAUGAGUUGCCUUGGCUUUGUUGGUUCUGCAAAUUGCUUUGUGCUGCCUGAUCAGUGAUUAGCAGCUGGUAUUGGACACUUCCUUUUGCCAUUUUAAUGGCUGCGUUGUGUUCUCUGAAUAUUACCCUGGUGGCCCCCAUGAUGAAGGAGCUUGCUCUCUGGGCUGUGUUACUUCAACAGGAGUUGCCUGUGUGACAAUGGCGCUUUCUUAUUCCAGAUGAAGAUGAAGAGAGUGAGGAAGAGAGCGAUGAAGAGUCUAGUUUGGAGAGUGAUGAGGAAGAGUCGGGAUCUGAGGAUGAAGUCUUUGAUGACUCUGUUUGUCCAAAAAGUAAGUCAUGUUCACCUCCUCCUGCUAAUACCAAGUUUCAUUUCAUCUUUGGAGAUGACUGUGUAUCAGCCUUUGAAAAGAGAUUAUUCGCUUGAGAUUUAAGGAGAUGCUGCUACUGUCUGGGCCAUCUCCUUCUAUCUGCUUUGCUUAUAUGUAAACUUUAGAAUAUCAAGAACAGGCCACAUUCCAGAAGCUCAGCCGCCUUCAUAUUUAUGAUAUAUACAGUAGCUCUGGAUUUUUAGCGUGGCUUUGCUAAUAUAGUAGCUGGUAUGUUAGCAAUAUGAAGGAGUUAACACUAGACAAAUACCAAUUUAUGUAUGAUAUGAAGCCUUGAUGUCUUUUCCCGAGAGGACAGGGGAGCCCCAGGGAAGAAUUUCACACUCUUACUGAAUUUUAAUUUUCUAAGUGUUACUUAUCUGUAUAGGAAUCCCUAGUGGCUCAAAUUUUGGUCUAAGCUCUUUGCUGCCAUCUAAUGGUAUGAAGCAAUAAUGUCCCGUUACCAGACUUUGAUUUCUCAAAAAUAGGUUUGUAAAUCUUCACAAAAGCUACAAGUGACCUAUUUUUGUUUAUGCAGAUUUAGGUAAUUCAUUAUCACAAGUCCCCUAUAGACAGGCCUGUUACACUGGGGCUGAUGCAUUCCUAUUUGUCAAGAGUUGUGUUUUGUAAAUCAGUUUCUGAAUCAACAUAUUUAUACACAGAUAUUGCUGAGCAACCUGUCUCCAUGAACCUUGGAGGAGAACUUGCAAUCUCAGAAAUCCCACCUUCUGACAUUACACUGCUAAUCAGAUCAGCUGUUGUCAGUGACAAUAACCCUGCUCUGGUGAACUAGCACAACUGCUGAUGUGUUCAUCUCUCUGUGUGUUCUCUGCUUCCAUUCCUGGAAAAUACAGGUGGAACUGGGAAUUCCCCAAGUCUAUAACCCUGGAGAGCUUUUGCCAGUCAGAGUUGGUCAUACUCAGCAAGGUGCACCAAUGCUUUGACUUUGUAUAAGGCAGAUUCUUAUGUUUCCUGGGGUGGUGGUGGUUGUCCAUGCUGUACAUGGGGUGUGCGUAGAAUCACAGAAUUGUAGAGUUGGAGGGGACCAUGAGGUCAUCCAGUCCAAUCCCUUGCAAUGCAGGAAUUGUUUGCCCAACAUGGAGCUCGAACCCAAAGCGUACAAAAAACCCAAUCAAAGCAGUUGCUUAAUCCGGACGGUUCCUCUUCUCAGAUUGUGACGAGGCACUCUUUGAAAACACACUCCAGCUCCGAGAGAAGCGGCUGGACAUUGAGGAGGCCUUGGUGGAGGAAAAGAAAACUGUUGAAAAUGUCAGAAAAGACUAUGAUUUCUUGGCCAAGAAGGUACAGUGACUUCUUUCCAGUUCAACCCAACAGGAAUCCUGCCAUUUCUUGGUGCCUGGUUUUGCUGAGGGAUGUGGCCACGGCGGGUAACCCGUCACACGAGUCCUUUGCCAAAGGCAGAACUGCAACACUUUCUGAUUCAGCCCAUGGUUCUCUAUCCCAAAAGGAUCAUGUGAAGCAACUCCUCAUGAAACCAUGGACUGAUUGGACCCUGCAACUCAUAGUCAUCACACUUUCAUGCUGAUUUAGGACUUCAUGGCAAGGUCUUGCUGCUUGAAUUUGGAUUUUUAUUUAUUUUAUUUUUUUAAGGUGAAAGUAGUAGCAGCCAGCCUAGAUGCAGCAGAUUGGGAACUGGAGGCCUAUCAGCGGGAGAAGCAGCAGAGACUGAAUGAGCUCUAUGUAGUUGUGCCUCUAAAACUUCACCAGGUAACAAAUCAAUCGGGGCUCCUGUUUCCAACUUUGACUUCUUGAUAACCAAAAUAUUCUGCAAUGAGUUGCAGUAGGCAUUGAAUUGUUUUCUAUGGUCUGCAGGGAAGACCAGCAGGAAAGAAUAAAAAGCCCAGAGUCUAGCUCAGGGAUAGCCAACAUGGUCACCUCCAGAUGCUGGACUACAACUCCCAUCAGCCUCAACCAGUAUAAGCCAAGGGUCUUCAGGGAACUGUAAUCCAACAGCAUCUGGAAGGCACCACAUUGGCUACUCCUGGUCUGUAUAAAGCGUGUCUCAGUCUAGCCUUCUCUUUGUCUCAUUGACUAGGCUCUCUCCUCAGCGUCCAUCAUUGCUAUGGCUUCAUUCAUUGGAUAAAACACUGAAAGGUGGAAGCUGGUUUGUUGUUGUUGUUUAGUUGCUUAGUCGUGUCUGACUCUUCGUGACCCCAUGGACCAGAGCAUGCCAGACACUCCUGUCUUCCACUGCCUCCCGCAGUUUGGUCAAACUCAUGCUGGUAGCUUCGAGAACACUGUCCAACCAUCUCGUCCUCUGUCGUCCACUUCUCCUUGUGCCCUUUCCCAACAUCAGGGCCUUUUCCAGGGAGUCUUCUCUUCUCAUGAGGUGGCCAAAGUAUUGGAGCCUUGGCUUCAAAAUCGUUCCUUCCAGUGAGCACUCAGGGCUGAUUUCCUUAAGAAUGGAUAGGUUUGAUCUUCUUGCAGUCCAUGGGACUCUCAAGAGUCUCCUCCAGCACCAUAAUUCAAAAGCAUCAAUUCUUUGGCAGUCAGCCUUCUUUAUGGUCCAGCUCUCACUUCCAAACAUCACUACUGGUUAGUUUAUCACAAAACAAUUAGAAUGGUGUCUAAUUGUCUAGUCUUGUGUUUCAGGCUCCGCAAAUGCCGGAAACUUACCAUUUCUUUUAAAAGGAAACCUGGAACUCUGGGGAUUACAUUUUAUCCAGGGAGAAGUUGCUGUCUGAUUAUUGCUCCCCCUGCCACCAUGGACCCCUAUUGCUCAUAAGUAGCCUUGGAGGGUUACAGCUCAUGGGCAAAGAGUGCCAUGUGUACUUCUGAGGAAUUUCAUAGAUGCAACAAUGCCACACACUCUGCUCCAGAGACGUUUAUAAUUCUGUGGUUAUUCCUGGCAGGUGGAAUAUAUCUCAAAUGGAGAAAUCCCUCCUGACCUCUCACAGUCUUUGGUGUUUACCAACCAGUCUUUGGUGAACUUGCAGCAGAGGAUCAUGGUCCUGCAGGAGGAGAAACUAGAGCAGAGAGAACUCUAUAAGAAGGCCCGGCAGCAGCACAAACAGCUCAUUCGAGACAGGAGGGACAUGAUGCUUAAGAUUGACCGUGAGUGUAUGCUGGGUUUCCAGUUUCUUUUUAUAUGGUGUGUGAAGGCUUUUCCUCUCUGCAUAUCACACAUGACUGACAAUUAUUGCUUGGGAGGUAUACUCUAAGUGCCUUAGCUUCUUUCUACAAAUGAAAGGACUGGCACAAAGCCUCAAUUUCAGAAGAAGUGUGUAUCUUUUCCUACUUCUGAAAAUGAGAGCUGAAUGUUGCACAGAGACAUUUGAUGUGUUUCCAUAUUAUACAUGGUGAAAAAGUAGCAUUCUAAUGUAAAACACAUGUGCAAUAUGAAUGCAUGCUACUGAGAACUCCCAGUUGACCAUGCCUCCCCGUGGUGUGUGCCCAUGUGAGAAAACAUUUAUUUCCCCCAACUCAAUGUGUGCAGCAACCUAAAGGAUUGCUGUGAACCUGAAAUGAAUCUAGGGAAGUAAAACACUUGAGAACCUUGUGGACCUCACCCUGUGCACUGCUCAACUUGCUUUGUUUCUUCCUUUAUUUAAAACAUUUCUAUCCUACCUUUCUUUUCUUUUUUAAAAAAGGCCUUCCAAGGCAUCUUACAAAUUAAGGUGGGUUGUUGUUGUUUUUUCAAAAAUAAAAAAAUAGUACAGCAGGUAGGAUGAGCAGCUUACAAUAGAAAAUGACAGUAUCACCAUUUAAAAUGGCCUGAGCUGAUAAAAAAGUCUUUGCCCAGGGCCUUAAAGUCACAAAGUUUUGUGCCAGGUGAUUUUCUCUGCAGAGAGCAUUCCAUAAGCUGGGCACCACACUUAAUUUCUGAUGGUGUGUGGAUACCUAAAGAAGGGCAUCAGUCAGUUAUAUGCAAGAGAAAAUGAUCCUUCCAAACAGUGCUUAGCUUGCUUGGCAGUGCAUAGGAAUAGACCCUUUCCUCACUCCGAUUGUACAUUAUGCUGUGCCAACUUUGGGACCAUACGUCAGAGCCACUUCAGAGGCUAUAGUCACUGCUGCUGUGCCAGUGAUGGCUUAUUGCUGCACAGGGCUGGGUAUAAAGACUUCUUGUGAGAAGACUUCCGGGUUGGCGCCUCCAGGCAAUGGCGGAGUUCCUCCGAUUGGGAGGAAUUUGCUCCGCAGAAAUUAGGGUCUGACCGCCACGGCGAAGGUGGAGACCCACUGAAAUCACAAGCGGGAGAAGCCUGUGAACUUGGGAUUCAGCUGGCACCCUUUGCGCCUCCCCUAUUCGCGGGGAAACCCUGAUUUGGGGAUCCGGAGCGAAGUGGGGUGAGUGGCGCUGUGCUUCGAAUUGACUGCUUCUUUCACGGAGUGAAGCCGCAUCGCUGUUGCCGGAGAGCGCUGACUUUUUCCUGUGGACAAUUGGAUUUUAAACAACUAACCGUGAGUAGAACGGAAAAUUAGAGCCUUAAAUUGAUUAAUUUGGCAUCGAAACGGGAAGGUUCUAAACAGGAAGUCCGCCUUCCUUUUUUGUAAACAGAUUGAAGCAAAGAAGUUGCAAGUUAAAGCCUUGGAAAGUUUAUUUUUGUAAAGGAUUAAAUCUCCAUCAGUUAAAACUAUUAAACCCCCCUUGGAAGCAGGAGAAGAGGGGGGAAAUUUUGGACCUAGUGAGCCUGCAGGAGAGAGUGAAAAACCAAAUUACCACUGCUCCGAACCUGGAAACGGGCUGCCAGAAAGAGUGACGUUUUUUUGACAGCUAGCAAUAAGAGAAAUAUAUUGUUUCCAUUGUACUCAUCUGCGUUUAAAACGUGGGAAAAGAAACUAACUUUAUAGUUUAAAUUGUGUUUGAAAGGAUUGAUACAAGUGGAGACUGUUUCCCUCUAGAGGAGCUUUUGAAACUGUUACAAGAGUGGAGCUGGGGUUUUUCCAGUCGCAAGAUAAGAACUGUGUGAAAUAGAGAUUGACCUUGGACUUUAAGAAUGUUGACAGAAGGAGCCUUAGUGACUGUAUUAUGUAAGAUAAGCUAUUCGUUGGAACAGCUCCACAAGAAGACGGACACUAUGAAUACAAAACUUGAGAACUUGGGACAAAAAGUGACCAAUUUGGAACAAAAAGUGACCAUUAAUACAGAAAUUGUUCAGGAUUUGACACAGGAACUUACCUUGACAGGACAAACUGGGGAGAAGACGAAGGAGAAUGUUGGUGUUGUUAAACCUAAAAUAAUACAAGUGGAAGCCCCAGUUUUACAGAGGCAAACUGAGGACUAUAAGUGGAGGCCUUUUAUGAAUGAAUAUAGAAAAAGUCAGAAUUUGAAGAUUGGAGCCCUGCUUGGAUUGAAGAAGGAAGGUUGGAUAGACUCUUUCAAGCAGAGAUUUACUGACCCUUGGGUCCUGAAUUUGGGUGAGGAGGUGAUUGGAGUUGUGGGGGCCUUUGGAUCUGGAGGAGCCUUGAAACAUGAUUUGAGACAUUGUAUGGACACUGGUUUUAGCUGUGGAGAGUUGGUUGGUCUGUUGAGAGGGAAUGGGGGCAUGGUUGGAUCGGGGCCCCCCCAAGACCUGCGCUUCAGCACCCUCAGUAUCAAAGAAUAUGAAGAAAAACUGCAGAAGGGACUUGGAAAAGAUUUAAGAGCCUCGGACAGAAGAUCUCCAGGUUGAUGAACUAUAUGGAAUGGACGGAAAUGACUGGCAGAAUCCGAGACCAGGGAGAAGAGAUGGUGGUAGAAGAUUGGGAAAGUUUAAAGUUUAUAUAUAGAAAUAUUGUAAAUUUAAUGAGUAUUAGAAAAUUGUUGGAAUGAAAUUUUAUGGCUUUAGCAGAAAUGUUAUAAGGAGUUAGGUAUAAUUAAGUAUUUCAGUUUUAAUGGAAAAUAAGGUAUAAAAUAUGUUAAGAUAUUCAUAAUGAUAAAAAUAGAGAAAGAUGGAAAGGAAUUGCUGAAACAAGUAAUAGAAGUGGAAUACAAAAAGGGAGGUGAGAGGAGGUCAAUGAAAUAAGGGAAUGAAAGAUAGAGUAAUGAAAUGGUAUGGUAUAUGUUUUUAAAUUGUUGUUCUUUUGCUUUGUUUAGGUUAAUGUGUUAAGGUUGUGUUUUGUAUUGUUUAUUGUAUUGUUCUUUUCUUUUCUCUCUUUUUUCCUUUUUUCUUUUUCUUCUCUGUUCUAUUUUGUCUUUUUCUUUCGCCUAUUUUCUUCCUUUUUCUUUUAUUGUAAGUUUUAAAAGCAAUAAAGAUUAUUUGAAAUAAAUAAAUAAAGACUUCUUGAGAGUGCAGCAGAUGACCUGUGGAUGGCUCUUGCGGCAAAGAUCGCAACAGCUAACAUUCUGGUAGGAUUGUAGUAUCUUAUAAAUCUGGUACAAAAAAGAAUAACCACACCCACCUUUUCUGGUGGUAUUCUGGAGAUGGAAAGAACUUCUCCAAAGCCACCUCAUCCAUUAUUUUGUUGCAAUGCAAAUUAAUUUACCUGCACACUCCCACAGAUUGUGCUACCGCGAGCUGCACUGUUUAGAAUUGGAUUUUUGAAUAUGCACAGUAGUAUUCUGUGUGUGUAGGUAUACAUAUCUUAAAAAAGGAAGAUAGGGAGAAUACAAAGGCCUUAAACUCAUCUUGCAGGAUUGGAAGAGAAAUGCAAUGAGCUGAUGAUGCUGAAAUUUGGCCGAUUAGUGAACUUGGAAGCCCUGCAGACUCUUUCUGUUAACACAAAUCUGGAAGAACUCAAAAUGAAGAUGAUGGAAAAAGAGCAAACUCAUGCCGCAGAAUUAAGAAAAUGGGAGGUAAGACUUGUUCUAAAUCGCAUUGUGAUGUAGCCAGGUGGCCUGCAGGUGUGACCAGGGGGUAGGGCUGGAUAAUAGGCAUAUAACAUGAGGAUUUCCUGUGUGAAAAUUGCCUUUUAGUCAGGAAAGAGUUCAAACCCUGGUUAGGAGGCAGAAGACAAUGUGGUAAUUGCAUCAUCAUUAUUUAGAAGAUACACUUGUCAAGCAAGGAGUGAGAUAUCCUGGACAAGUAUCACACAAAGGAAGGGUAUAUUAGUUAUCCAAAUGCUCAGUCUGGAAAAUCAUGUAUGCAGUGCUAUGAAAAUGUUUCCUGGCAUGUCAGAACCAUAUAACUGCUAUAAUCUAAUAAAUCCAUUAUAUAUAUAUGCAAGGUAUUACAUCUCAUAUCCCCCUUUUUUACUAUGUAUUCCACCCAUCCUAGAAUUUAGGAGAACAAGAAUGUGCAGUGAAUUAUUCUUGCUUGCUGUCCCAAAACUGUAGAACACUCUUACCCUGAAGUCUUAUCAGAUCAUCUGUCAGAAGCUCAAUUCAGGAUACUCUUUCAAAAAAUGGGAUAGCUUUAAAGGGAGGGAUCGUUUAUCUUAUAUUUUGGUACUGUGUCCUUUCUGUUAGGAAGCCUGUAGAAUUUACUUCAGUGCUUCUGUGCAAAGACUGAGACAAAUCUACCCUCUCCACACCAAACCAAACCACUUGCAAUAUAUAAUUUAGCCCACCAUCUUUGGCCCCUGAUAGGGGAUCACAACGGCCUUAGGAAGCACUGGAUCUCCUGCCCUGAAGUCGGGGAGAGCUAUCCAAUGUUUAAUUCCCCUUUCUGCAGUCCUGGCCCCACCAAUGUCAGCUCCAAGAUCAGUAGGGCUGAAAAAGAGGUUAUGUCAGGGGUGGAUUGGCAGCAUGCCCUGAAAAGACAUGGAGAAGGCUGUGAUGUGAGGUCCCCACCAAGAUACCCUCAUACAGGAUAUUGAACUAAGCCAGCUCGAGUGGAUGUAGCUCAGUCCCAGUUAUUUCACUCCCCUUGUUUCUGGUGGGUGGGGAAGUAUUUUUUUUAAAGAACACCCAGAAAAAUGAAGGACCUUUACUUCCAACCUGCUGGCAAGAGUCCAGCACAGUAUUUUAUUAUGUAUAAAAAGAUUUUGGUCCUGCCUCCUACUGCCUGUGCAACACUCAGAAGGGUAGCUGACUUGUUUAAAAUCUCAAAUUCUGCAACAUGCUUCAUGGUGUUUGCAGAAACACAUUUCCUUCUCUUUAUCAGAUGCCAACAGGUUUUUUGUGGCACUGAAUGAGGUUUGUUGGAACUAAUCAGAAACAUGGUGAGUUGCUAACCCAGGAACUCCUCUACUGCAGAGAAUAAGAGAGACAGAGUUUAUAUGGAAAACUCCAGGCCCUUGAAUCUAGGAUUUGUAAUAUGAGUGUAAUCUCAAGCACUUGCAAGGUUGCUUACUUAUUGCUGUUAUUUUCUAUGCACGAGUGUGGUAGCCCAACUAACGUCUGGAGGGCUAAUAAUUUAUCCAGUGCAGUGAGAUCCAGAGGACAGUGGGAGCCAGUGUUGCUAAGGCAAUGCUUCUGUUAACUCAAAACUGCUAAUGGGGAUGAAUUUUGUUUUCGGUUAGUAUGCAAAAAACUGAUGACAGCCAAGGUUAAACAGCUCUUCAAGCCAUGUGUCCCUCUUCUUCCCAUCCUCCCCCAGUUGUUCUUUGACCUGUUGGCUGCUACUACUCUGGCUCUGUAACUCCCAGACCAUGGCAUUCUCAUAGUUCUGCUUUCAUAUUUUUAUCACUCCAGCAAAUCUUUGCUCUGUUGCAGGAUAAAAUUGUUGACCUGCGUCAAGAGUUGAUGAUGGUGACACAAGAAAAUACUGACAAACUGAAGCAAAUGAACACAUUUUGUAUGGAGAAGAUGACACUUGAAACUAAGUUGGACGCACUACAGAAUAACCUGGUAUGUGCUGCUUUGAUCACUUGUUCCUGACUAGCAAGCCAAAUAAACUUUUUUCUCGGGCUGCUUUAGAGGUUAUAACUGUAAACUGACCCUACUAGCUGCUGUCCUACCCAGGGAGGGUGUUACCCAUGUUCCUCAAUAACCUGAUCCACAUUUUCUCUGUUGUUUAUUCCUUGUAUUGAAUGUGUGCCUGCAUUUAAAUCACAUUGGGUGACAGGAAUGACACAAGCCAAUCACCAGAGAAAGUAAUUUGCCCAGCAUCCAGAAGGGAAUGAGCUCCUUGGUAGUAUUACGGUCAAAAGUGUUGUAAGUGUUCUGUACCUGGAGUCUAUAAGUAAUGUCAUUGUUUCAUCUGUGAUUGAGGGCAGUUUUUGGCUUUUGUUUCUUCAGGGAGCAGAAUUCCAAGGGCCUCGCAAAUCAGAUAUUGAGGAGAAGGAGAAGCUGAUUGCAUUGGUCCAGUUACAAGCCCAAGAAGCUGAAGUCCUGAAAGAAGAAAUCACUCUUCUAAGCAGGAAGGAUGGCCGCAUCUUUCCACCAUCUCAGCCUGGAUAUCCUCAAGGUGGGAUGCUGGAUUAAAUCCUUUUCAUGUCAUUCCCUUGUUCUCAUUUUUUAUGCAUAUCAAUCCUACUGCAUGAGAAUAAUUAGCAAGCUAGCCCUUGAGAUUUAAGUUUCAUAUGAUGUGUCCUGGUCUUAAGGCUCUUCCCCUUUUGGCAGAAAUUCUGGACCUUUUAAUAGCAUAGGCCAGGCAGAAUGUUAAAACUUUUCCUUGCCUUCAGCGAUUUGAUACAUUGAUGGGAGAAAGUUGCAGAUCUUGAAUUUGUCUUUCAUAUGGCUGUUAAAGGCACAAUUAAGAAAACAGUAGCAACCCCAUCUAUCUCUUUUACUUAGUGUACCCUGUUGGCUUUGGGCACAUGGGGACAUGGUGUUGGUCAACCCAGGCAGCCUGGCCAAAUGGUCAGGGUUGAUGAAGGCCAACAUCUGGAGGGCACAAUUAACUAUGCUGUCUUAAAGUCUUCAAAUAGAUGUUUUACUUCCUGAUCCAAAUAUAUGCAAGAUCAGGCACAAUGGAUAUACAGCCUUGUCCUCCUAAUCGGGCAAUUAGUAUCUUGAUGCAGAUGUGUCUCCAUAUCUGUACUUUCAACCUGGAAUUGUGUUGUUGAUAAAUACUUUUGAGAUUGACAAUAAAAUCUGAGUCAAUAU
Molecule: messenger RNA, 42644 nt
Organism: Podarcis lilfordi (Lilford's wall lizard)
Lineage: Eukaryota; Metazoa; Chordata; Lepidosauria; Squamata; Lacertidae
Source: the annotation of a GenBank genome assembly